Molecule: messenger RNA, 516 nt
Organism: Trichomonas vaginalis G3
Lineage: Eukaryota; Parabasalia; Trichomonadida; Trichomonadidae
Exons: 1
Source: RefSeq, a predicted model, not a curated record
AUGACAGAAAUAGCAAAUCUUCUACAGGUUCCAUUAAAACAAGGAACAAACAAAAAGGGUGCAUAUAAUAGAACUAUGAAAGUUCCUGAUGGAAUGAAAGAAUUAGUUCAUAUUGUUGCUGGUCUUCAAAAAGAUGUUAAACAAAUGAGAAACGUUUUAACAUUACCAGAAGCUCAAGCAUAUGCCAAACGUCAAGGUCCAAAUUGGGAAGCACACGAAGCAGACAUUACGGGUCCAAAUGGAAAACCUGAUGGUAUAAAUGAAGUUUUCGUUACUGAUGGUCAAGGUAAUAUUAAAGUCAUACAUGGUUACAAAUUAACUAUAACUGAUUAUCCUAAACGUAAAGCAUAUAAUGAACGUUAUCCUAUGCAAUUUGAUGAAAAUGGAAAAGCUGUUAAACAAUACAUUGGAGAAGGUGAAAAUGGUCCAAUUAAUUCAUACCGUUAUAAUCCAUAUUCUUAUUUCAAUGAAGAAUUAAAUGCUAUUGAAGAGGGACCGGAUGGAUUACCACGAUAU